Salmo salar (Atlantic salmon) is the source of this 5535-nucleotide messenger RNA. Its product is annotated as zinc finger and BTB domain-containing protein 7B. Gene Ontology annotation, biological process: positive regulation of gene expression; regulation of transcription by RNA polymerase II. Gene Ontology annotation, molecular function: RNA polymerase II cis-regulatory region sequence-specific DNA binding; DNA-binding transcription factor activity, RNA polymerase II-specific; protein binding. The record is from RefSeq and is a predicted model, not a curated record. Lineage: Eukaryota; Metazoa; Chordata; Actinopteri; Salmoniformes; Salmonidae.
AACACCUUCUUUUCAUAAAACAGGAAGAGCGAGAGAGCGAGCGAGAGAGAAAGAGGUAGACAUCCCCAAGGAUGAACGCGUAACCCCAACUUCUCUGAACUUCGAGAGUUAAAGGUUUAAGGAGAGAGAGGGAGAAUAGAAGGCUGUAAUAUAGAAAGGAAGAAGCGAGUAAGAGCGAGGAAGACUGAAGGACAAAAACACUUAUGCCAUGACACAGACACAGCAUGGCCUCCAGUCGACGGUCCCUCUAUCAGCCAUGAAGACAGGAAAGGUGGCGAUGUCUCCAGGAGAGGACGGUCUGAUCGGGAUCCCCUUCCCAGAGCACAGCAGCGAGAUCCUGUUCCGCCUCAACGCCCAGCGCAGGGCGGGGCUACUCUGUGACCUCACCCUGACCUCGCGCGGUGCCCGCUACCCCACCCACCGCUCCGUCAUGGCUGCCGUCAGCCUCUACUUCCGCGGGCUGUUUGGGGCGGAGGAGGGGGCGGAGGCAGGGGGUGAGGCGGGGGGAGGAGGAGGGUUCAGUGUGUGCCAGCUGGACUGUGUAGCGCCCGAUGCCCUGGAUGCCCUGCUGGAGUUUGCCUACACGGCCACCCUGACCAUCCGCAGCUCUGGCAUGAGAGACGUGUUGAGAGGAGCUCAGUUACUGGGGAUCCAGUGUGUGGUUGAUGCCUGUAGAGAUAUACUGGGGGAGACAGCGGGGGAGGUAGAGUGGGAGACGGGGGAGGAGAGGGUACAGGCGGAGAGGGAGAGAAGGGUGGAGAGGGGGAUGAAGAAAGGCUCCCGGAGGAAGAUAGACAGACGGAGAGUCACCAAGGUGGAGUCAUCGCACCACCAGCCACUGCCUCAUCGCCCCAACAUCAACACACACCAGCACCCCUCCACUCCUCCUCCACACCCCUCACCUGUUCAAGACGGGGCCCACUCUCAUCCCUCCACCCGACCCCCCAGCCCUGAGCAGGAUGAACACCCCCCCACCACGGGACAGAACGGGGAGGGCAGGGAUGCAGGGAGGGGGAGUACAGCAGUCAACGGAGGGGUGCACUGGCCUCAGGAGCGCCUCCUCGCCCCCCACCCCCCUCUCCUCCUCUCAGACGACAGGCUGUCAGAAGACGAGGAGGAGAUGGAGGGAGUGGGGAACGGUGGGGUGCCCAGCUUUACUUCCGUCCCCCUGGCAGAGCAAGGGGUGGCCACGGGAGCAGGAGGAGGGGGUAGGAAGAGGAAGUCUCAGACCCCCCAGCAGUGUCCUGUCUGUCAGAAGAUCAUCCACGGAGCAGGGAAGCUACCCAGACACAUGAGAACACACACCGGGGAGAAACCAUUCGAGUGCUCUACCUGCGGGGUCCGCUUUACCAGGAAUGACAAGUUGAAGAUCCACAUGCGUAAACACACAGGGGAGCGUCCGUACCCUUGCCCCCACUGCCCCGCCCGCUUCCUGCAUUCCUACGACCUGAAGAACCACCUGUCUCUCCAUAGCGGGGCGCGCCCCUUCGAGUGCCCGCUCUGCCACAAGGCCUUCGCCCGCGAGGACCACCUCCAGCGCCACCGCAAGGGCCUCAGCUGCCUGGAGGUCCGUACCCGGGCACGGCCGAAGCGCGGGCCUGGGGCUGACCAUGGGGAAGAGGACAGAAGGGCUAGAGGAGGAGGAAGAGGGUAUUCUCCAGACCAACUCGACCCGCUGGAGAAUCUGGCCCUGCAGCCCCACGCCUCAGCAUUCCACCCCCGUGCUGGGAUGGUUGGCCUGGGGGAUGGGGCUGGGGCUGGAGGUCAAAUGGUGUUCCAGGAGGAGGCUGACAGGGAGCAAGCUAUAGCCCUCCUAGGGCCUCACAGGUUACCCUACCCUGGUCUGCUGUGGAGAGGCCUGGAGCUGGGGGUGAGAGGGGUGGAGGGGGAGGAGGCUGGCGGGGGCCACUCUCCUGCACUUCAGCAUGCAAGAUGGGAGGAGGAGGCAGAGCAGGAGGCAGAGGAGGAUGAGGAAGACGAGUGAGAAGAGAGGAAGAGAAGACCAUGCAUGGAUGUGUAUGCGUGUGCAUGUGUGCGCGUAUGUGCAUUUGUAUAUGCAUAAGUGUGUGUGUGUGUGUGUGUGUGUGUGUGUGUGUGUGUGUGUGUGUGUGUGUGUGUGUGUGUGUGUGUGUGUGUGUGUGUGUGUGUGUGUGUGUGGCACCCACAGUAUGGAUGGGGAUAUCACUCAGGUGACUGGACCUGCUCCUUCUUACAAAGCGCUUAGAGAAAGACUAAACAAUAGAGAAAGACUAAACGAUAGAGAAAGAAUAAACGAUAGAGAAAGAAUAAUGGAGAACGGGUUUUCUGAUUUGUUAUUGUUGUUUCAUGGCUCUCUGUUUUUAUUUCAGUUUUUCCACUAUUUUCCAUUAUUUCUAUUUUAUUUCAUGCUGUGGUUAUUCUUAUUAUCUGUACAUAAAAAGAGGCUUUAUUGAGGGAAUGUUUUGUGCAUAGAUGUGCUGAAGGGGAUAUGGGGUUCUUUUCUCACUCUAUGCAAACUGAAGUCAGGAGCUGAGGAAAAUGAGGUGUCCAGAUGUAAAGAAAGAAGAUAAAACAAAUCAUGUAUUUUUGAGCAGAGAGCUGUUAGAGUAAUAUAACAAUCACAUGUUAUUGAAGUUCAAACAAUGUAUGUUCAACAUCCAUCUGGGCCUACUAAACCCAACCACUCUUCAUGUCACUAUACUAGCACUCUCAGCGGGGUAGUAAGAAACCGGAAUCAUCCGGUUUUCAGUGGGAAAGCAGAGAAGACACAAACCCUGAAAACCGGUAGCUUCCGGUUCCUUCCGACCCGCUCAGGCGUUUGUUUUACGCCUGCUAAGUUAGGUAAGUAUAGUAGUAGGUGUGGAAUCUGCUGUUUCAUUUUGGGUGUACUGUACUACCCUCUAGUGGUUAUUGGUGGAGCUAGUCGCCAAUGGCAACAAGUCACACAGGUUUCCUAUUGAGCAAUUAUCUAACAGUAACAGUCUUAUUUUCAGGCUUAUUAUUUUGCUGUCUGUUGUAAGUAGAUUUUCAUGCCCUUUUAUGAGGCACUGAUGAUACCAAAGAUUUCAGUUUAUUUCUUCCUAAUCAAUCAGUUUGAUCAAGCACAGGAGCACCAGAGCUAUAGAUUGAGAUCCCUAUGGGCACGCACUGGUUGAAUCAUUGUUGGUUCCACGUCAUUUCAAUGAAAUUACAUUAAACCAAUGUGGAAUAGACAUUGAAUUGAUGUCUGUGCCCAGUGGGAUGGCUCUAAGGGUAUUCUGGGAUUUUAGAGCCAAGGUUUGGUUAAAAGACCUGUCUUCAUUUGCAUGGUUCUCCGCUGCAGAGUGAUAGAAGGGUUGGAGACUGCUUCCAUAGGUUAGAUUCUCUGUGGAGCUCUAGUGCUCUGUGAAAAAUGCCUGACCAAAACUAGACUACAUCUGCAGGGUCAUUGGAUGAUUGUUAAUGAGAGGUGUGUGUUUGUUGCUUUAGCGUUUACUUUUUGACAUCGACGGGGGACAAUUCCUUUCCAAAGUUUCCUUCUUUAGAAUGUCUUCUGAUCAUGCACUCCUUGUUUUUUGUUGAUUGCAAAAAGAGCGAGAGAAAAGGAGAGAGCGAGAGAAAAGGAGAGACCACGAGGGAAGGAGGGAGUGAGGGAGAGACCUUGAUCUCUUGAUUGCUUUGUAUUUAUUUAUUUAUUGUUAUUUAUUGUGGCUUUCCAGUUGAAACUGUGUGUGUGACCUGACCCAGGGUAUCCACAGUGACCUGACCCAGGGUAUCCACAGUGACCUGACCCAGGGUAUCCACAGUGACCUGACCCAGGGUAUCCACAGUGACCUGACCCAGGGUAUCCACAGUGACCUGACCCAGGGUAUCCACAGUGACCUGACCCAGGGUAUCCACAGUGACCUGACCCAGGGUAUCCACAGUGACCUGACCCAGGGUAUCCACAGUGAUCUGACCCAGGGUAUCCACAGUGACCUGACCCAGGGUAUCCACAGUGACCUGACCCAGGGUAUCCACAGUGACCUGACCCUGGGUUUGACACAGUGACCCGCAACACCACUCGGCUCGGUCCCCUUCUGGCACAGUUGAAGUGCUUCAUACCUGCUUCCUUUUGAGUCUUAAGAGAAACUGCAUUGUGCUUAAAGUGACGGCUAAGAAAGACCCGUACACCCAGUGCCAUGUUGGGUGAUAGGUCCUCUGUUGGCUAUUCUUCCUCCUUUUGCAUUUGUUUUGCACAACACAUCACCCCCUGAAAAGGUACUACAAUAAUACCGGCACAUUCCAUCCUCCGGGGUAGAAAGAAGGGAUCAGAAAAGAGAGAGGGAAAAGAGACAGACCGAGCCUUUCUCUCUCUCUUUAGAGCACAAGACAACUGUCAACCUGUAGCCGUUUCACACUUUCAGUUAAAGAGAUAAGCAUCAACUGCACUUAGGGAGAUAUCUGUGUUGUUGAUUCAACAUGUACUGUAUGUUAUUGUGUAAUCUGUCAGAGCUGUGUGUAUAAGUCACAGAUCGGCCCUUAGGGGGCCUGUCUCUAGGAGACCAGCGGCCAUAUUGGGUGGCCCAUUGCAGGAGUACACAACUUUGCUUACAGAUAAUCAACUACUUUUUCAAAGUCUGUCACUCUUUAGGUGAUAGUGAGUUAUGUUCUUUAUUUACAACUAUUUACGAGGGCUGCAACUCUAGCCUGAAGCUUAUGUAGCUCUAGCAGACUGGACCUGCGUGUGCUAUCCAUUCCACGCUAUGUAGAAGAACUUUCCUUGUUUCUGAUUUAUUUGCACUAAAAUAUUGAGAGCUUUUAUGUUUUUUUCUUUCACCUCGUUAUCCAUUCCAUGACUUCACUCAGUAUCGUUUAUGAUUGUAAGAGAAGAUAUCUAUAUAUUGUUCCUUCAAUUCUUGAUAAUAAUAUUAGUCUAUAUUCUUUCUAUUGCGUAGUGUAAUAAGAGAUUGCUAUGUAAAGGGGUGAAGCUGCCUUGGACUUUUGUUUUGUUUUUGUGCUGCAACUAUUCUCAGGAAAUCUUGAGCAAUGCACUAAGUAAUUAUGCAAAAUUGUGGGGGAGAUAUGCUGUGUACAUAUGUAGCCUAUGUAUGUUCAUACAUGUCUGAAGAGGUAGUGACACCUUUCACUCAAAAGUACGGUUCCAAUACAACACCUUGUACCACAUGACUAUGAGGAAGUAGGAUAAAAGCAAAUCGAGAAAUAGUAGAUAUCCAUUUGUAUUGUAAAACAUGUACAAUGUAGUGUACAUCAAUUGAAACCAGCCAGUCACACACAUUGUGCUGAAAGGUUUUUUGUGCUGAGGGGUGUUGCUACCAGCAUUUAGAGAGCUUGGUGAGUGAAUGAGAGGGAAACAUUAUGCCAGCUGUGAAGUGUGGUGUUUCUAUGGAACUUUAUGUAGUUUUAUUUGGCUUUGGUGAAGGGAUCUGGGGUCUGUUUUGAAUAGAGACCCCACUAUCAGGGAUACAUUUUUGUCUUUCCGUUUUUAGUGGACCUUCUGUCAGAGAUAUGAAUUCAUUUUCCCAUCAUUUGUUUCAGAUAAUAUAAAGAAAACAGAUAAAUAAACAAAGAUAUCUA